AUGAUGGAAAUAGAGACAAGUAGAAGAAAAAGGACUGAAAAUUUCAGCAAGUCUGAAGAAAAAUUUUUAAUUGAAAGCGUGAAAAAAUUUACUAACAUAAUAGAAUGCAAAAAGACCGAUGCAGUGUCUAUUAAGGAAAAAAAUGCAGCCUGGAUAAAAGUUGCCAAUUGGUUCAAUUCCAAUUCACAAAAUUAUAGAGCUGCUGACCAAUUGAAAACUAAAUACCUAAAUUUAAAAAAACAGUGCAAAAAAGACUUUGCAGAAGAGAAACAAAUUAAAAUAGGAACGGGUGGUGGGCCAUUUUCAACUCUAAAGACUUCCACUGUCGAUGAAGAUAUACGGGAAAUUUUAGGGUCCCAAGUUACUGGAAUGCGAUCUAACUUUGAUAAUGACUUGGAUGAAAAUGCCCCCGAAAAUGUCCUAGACCAAGGAAUCCAAUCGGAAGUAAUAUUAGAAUCACAUAAUAAUGAAGAUAAUAUUGAAUAUUAUGAAAUUACCGAGGAAAUUAAUGAGAAAUCUACUGUAAGUGGAAACUUGAAGGAAAAUCGAGGCCGGCCUGACCCUUUGAAACAAAAAUUAGGCAAGUGGGCAGAGUCAAAGUCUAACUUGGAAGACUUCCAAAUAAAAUGCUAUGAGGAGGAACAUAAGAAAAAAAUGGAUCAUCUUGAAAAAAAAAAAUGCAUUAGAGCUCCAGCACAUGAAAUAAGAACAUGA
This is a messenger RNA of Ceutorhynchus assimilis (cabbage seed weevil), 714 nucleotides long. The record is from the annotation of a GenBank genome assembly. Lineage: Eukaryota; Metazoa; Arthropoda; Insecta; Coleoptera; Curculionidae.